Messenger RNA from Gryllus bimaculatus (two-spotted cricket), 783 nucleotides. Lineage: Eukaryota; Metazoa; Arthropoda; Insecta; Orthoptera; Gryllidae. The record is from the annotation of a GenBank genome assembly.
UUCACCAAGUCAUCGCACCAGCGCAUCGGGCGAAAGCGACCCAGGAAUUUCUUCGCGAAAACAACUUUGAAGUGGUUUGUCAUGCUCCCUACUCACCUGAGCUGGCUCCAAGCUAGUUUUGUCCUUUUCCAACGAUGAAAGAAGCGCUCCAUGGUUGCACAUUCUUCAGCCGUGUCGCUACUGCAACUGCGAUUUUCCAAUGGUCGAAGCAGACUCCUGAAGAAACGUCACGGAAUCAUGGCGUCGACGUUGUAAGGCACAGGUAAUGUCAGCUUCUCGGUUUCGAGUUGUGCAAGAAUGGCACAAAUGGUUUACAGAAAAUGUUAAUUAUGAAUCAGCAUAUGAAGGCUUCAACAUUUUUAUAGCACUUUUACUGUUUGCCUUGUAUGUUUACGUAGCUGAAAUUGUUGAAUUUGUUUGUGACAUGUAUAUGAUAGAAAGACCAGGAAUAAAAAGAAAACAUGGAAAGUCAAAGAAGAUGCAAGAAAGUGCAGAUGCAAAGAAUUCACAUGAGGGCAAAGAGGUAGAAGAUGACACUGCAAUGCACAACAAGUAGUGAAGUAUUCAAACAACAGAGGCGACUAAUAACAUAAUUCAUUGAAACAGUGCUGCAUUGAAACUCAUAAACAACUUCUAUUUAAUUUUUUGUGCUAAAUGCUUUUUUUUCUCUUCAUAACGUAAUUUGAUGAAAUCAUGUAAACUUUGACAAUAAAAAGUUUUUUUUAGAAAACAAGUGUGCAAAUCAUUGCCAUUAAUAAAAAAAAAAAUUUAAGAAGAUGGGAA